AUGGCUAAGGAUGUCCAAAGCCUGAAGGUCAAGGCUAAGCCCACUCGUGCAAAAGCAGAUGAGAGAGUGGCAGCCCUCCUUAAGGCGCGGAAACCCGACCGUUAUCACUAUGACAAGGAGGUCUUUGAGUCCCUCGUCGGCCAAAUGUCGCGGUGUUUUUCUCAUGCUGCCCCUAACCAGGGCCAGCCAGCUGCAGAUCUCAUCACAGGUCGAGCGGUUAAGCUUAAAGACCGGUGUGGAAUUCCUCCAGAGCAAACCCAGCAGCUAGAUCGCCCGUAUCUAUUCGUCGACCAAUUACAUGCUGAAUUAUUACUACAGCAAAAAGUUUCAUCGCUCUAUGUGAGACAGUCUGUUUACUAUGCAUUUUUUGGUAAACUCUCUACACCCCGUCAGCCUAGGGCCACGGCUGGAAGUGGCCCAUCAGAACAUGCCUCUGACAGGUCUUCUCCCUUAUUUAUGCCGGAUGAUAGUGCUCAUUUACAAUCCCGAUCGGUGGUAGAUAAUCGCCUACAACACAGUGAUCUUGCGGAACACCUUGAAGAUCGUAGGCAGGAACAGGAAACUCACCGCGAACGGCGACGUCAAAGGCGGGAGGAGAGGUGGUAUCGGCGUCGGGAACGUCGGCACCAUAGAGAGCGAGCGACUCAAUACAUGCUGAUUCCACCUAGAGCGCCGCCCUCCAGACAAGCGUCUACUAUAACUGAGUCAAAUGAGGUACUUCUCAUUAAUGGUGGAAGCCAGGGGGACCAACUAUCGGACGAUGAGCUACGAGUUGAGACAGGCUUAAAUGCGCCGAGGCUCGAAGACAGAAUUGAAGAAACCUCAAUAGAGAUGAUAGACCAGGACCUAGUUCAACAUGGGGCUGAAGAAAUAACCGAGAACGAGCGACUAGAAAACGGCGCACCGAUAGAAGAAGGACAUCGGGAAUGUCAUCAUGAUGACCUCCCCAACCGAGUCAUCUCCGACAGGAGUUACAAGGACAUUACUGAUCCAGCUCAGUCGCAGGAUGAGCAAGGUCACGCCGCUGAAAACAAGCAAAGGCAAGGCGAGCAAGUCGCACGAGAUUGUGCGAUGGCUCUCGACCAAUUGCAAAACGGGGCCGCAAACUUGCCUUUGACACCCGAAUAUAACGACAGGACCGUUGAACCUGCUCGGCCCGUCACUCCACUAGACAUUAUAAUUACCAGAUGGCGUGAACGAGGAUCUCAAUUGGGCGAGGAGAACUCAAAAGGGCUAACAAGUCCAGGUCUCCGAAACGGAACACUGGAGACGGUUGCUGCCGACCAUUUAGAAUGGGGCUUCGGGGAUAGUGUUUCUGGCUCUGAGCAGGAAACUGAGAAAGUGCUUGAUGCGCCAGCAACGCAAGUCACGCGGGAAGCAGCCGGUCAGCCUGGCGCGGAGCAAAUCCAGAAAGAACAGGAUGACAGGGUAGCGGCAGAGCAGGCACUUUUCGACGAAGAUGUCCACCUGACUGAAGAGGAAGCAGAGAUACAACGCUCUGAAUCUGCCCCGAACAACCGAAAGCGUGUAGCCCCAGCAAGAAAGGCCCACAAGCGCCUUCAUGACGGGAUAAUUGUUCUAGGUGAUGAAGCACAAAAAACUUUUACGCAGUUGGAGUCCACUGCAUGCACAGAAGGUACACCGGCCACUGAAUCCUACCAGCGAAAGAGACCGAGACUACAAGACGUAACAAUAAGGUUUCUAGCCUACGAGAGUCGCGGUGACUGGAGAACUCUGGAAACCGUAACCGUCAAUGUGUCCGCCCUAGGGGAUGCACAAAGAAUUGCUAAUCGCUAUGCGCGGCUGCAUGAUCUGAAUGCACGGUUCUAUAACCGUUCUCUAAGGAAAGUUAGUGUCAAUCAUUGUGUUCGCGCGAUGAUUGAUGAUGAUAGCUUGACCAUCUUCAUGAGCUUGGGUAGAGACUUGAAAGUCACUCGGCUACUGGUGGCCUCAGUUGCAAGAAUGCUGAGUGUUAAGCAAUCCACGGCGAGAGAUGAUAUAUUAAAUAAGCGGCAAGCAUAG
Molecule: messenger RNA, 2022 nt
Organism: Aspergillus pseudonomiae
Lineage: Eukaryota; Fungi; Ascomycota; Eurotiomycetes; Eurotiales; Aspergillaceae
Exons: 3
Coding region: 1-2022 (673 amino acids)
Source: RefSeq, a predicted model, not a curated record